Messenger RNA from Thermochaetoides thermophila DSM 1495, 1854 nucleotides. RefSeq lists its product as uncharacterized. NCBI's taxonomy places the organism in Eukaryota, Fungi, Ascomycota, Sordariomycetes, Sordariales, Chaetomiaceae. The record is from RefSeq and is a predicted model, not a curated record. Gene Ontology annotation, molecular function: hydro-lyase activity. The transcript has 2 exons. The coding region runs from base 1 to 1854 and encodes 617 amino acids.
AUGGGCCUCAAUCAGCCCUCUCGAUCUCAACCUCAGUAUGAACAAAACCCAGAUUAUGACCUUUCCAAACCUCUCCCUUCCAAUGGCCUAGGCCUAUACCAAAAACUACCAUCGUACGGUGAUGCUCACUUCUCGCUCUUCAUGCGCAAGCUCUUCAUUAAAGCAAUGGGCUACAGCGAAGACGCCCUCUCCCGUCCCAUUGUUGGCAUCAUCAACACCUACUCGAGCUUCAACCCCUGCCAUGCCAACGUCCCGCAGCUCAUUGACGCUGUGAAAAGGGGAGUACAGCUGAACGGGGGGCUGGCGAUUGACUUCCCGACGAUCAGUCUUCAUGAGUCGUUCUCAUCGCCGACGAGUAUGUUUUUGAGAAAUUUGAUGAGUAUGGACACAGAGGAGAUGAUUCGGGCUCAGCCCGUGGACUCUGUUGUCUUGAUUGGAGGAUGUGAUAAGACGACCCCCGCCCAGCUAAUGGGCGGUAUCUCAGCCAACAAGCCGAUUAUCCAUCUCGUCACUGGUCCCAUGAUGCCGGGAAACUUUCAAGGCGUCCGUGUAGGCGCAUGUACAGACUGUCGAAGCAACUGGGCCAAGUUCCGGGCUGGCACUCUUGACAUAGAGGACAUCGCUGCCCUCAACGAAGAACUUGCCCCAACCUCGGGAACCUGCGGCGUAAUGGGCACGGCAUCAACCAUGGCCUGCCUUCUCGUCGCUCUGGGUAUGAUGCCCUUGAACUCUGCCACCGCCCCAGCUGUUUCUUCGGCUCGAUUGCGGAUCGCCGAACAAACCGGUGCCUACGCCGUCCAGCUGGCAAAGAACCCCUUGCCUCCACAAACGCUCCUCACCAAAGAGUCCUUCCUCAACGCCAUCACAGUCCUUCAAGCCCUAGGCGGCUCAACCAAUGCCAUCGUCCAUCUCAUGGCCAUCCUGAACCGGCAUCCUACCCUGGCUGGGACAAUCACCCCUGCAACUAUCGACGAAAUCGGUCGGAAGACUCCCCUUCUCUUAGAUCUAAAGCCUAGCGGGGAGAACUACAUGACAGAUUUCCACGCUGCGGGUGGUAUGCCUGCCCUGCUGCACGAACUCAAGCCCCUGCUUCACCUCAACGUCAUGACUGUGACCAGCCGUACCCUCGGUGAAGAACUCGCCCUCCAUCCUGUCCCCCGUCUCCAGUCAAGUUCCCCUUUGUCGGGAAUCAUACGUCCCUUCACGCAACCACUCUACCCAUCCUCCUCUCUGGUUGUCUUCACCCAAGGCAACCUCUCCCCCUCUGGCAGUGCCGUCUUGAAAGCGAGCGCUUCGCUCUACAAACACCUUUUGCGUCACCGUGGGCCCGCAGUAGUUUUCUCCAGCUCAGCAGACCUCGCUUCUCGCAUCGACGACCCGAACCUCCCCGUCACCCCCGACAGUGUCCUGGUACUACGGGGUAUCGGUCCCGUCGGGAACCCGGGUAUGCCCGAGGCUGGACUUAUCCCCAUACCUAGGAAACUGGCCUCUCAAGGAGUCAAAGACAUGCUGCGUAUAUCGGACGGGAGGAUGAGCGGUACCGCGGGAGGUACCAUUGUCUUGCAUGUCUCGCCCGAAGGGGCAGACCCUGACUCGGUGCUCGGGAUCGUACAAGAUGGGGAUAUGAUUGUGUGUGAUGUCGAGCAGAGGCUGUUGAGUGUGGAGUUGGAUGAGGAGACGAUAAGGGCGAGGAUUGAGGCGAAGAGGAGGAGGAUUGCGAGCGGAGAAGAAAAGUCGGCUUGGAAGGAGAGGGAGACCAUUAGGGGGUAUGCUGGGUUGUAUGCGAGGGAGGUGAAUGGGCCGGAGGAAGGAGUUGAUUUUCGCUUUUUGACGGCGACGGGGCCGAGGGGAUGA